AUGGAUCAGGGCUUUCUGGGCAUCCUCAAACUUCGUAUUAAAAAAGGAAUCAACCUUGCAGUACGUGACAGUCGUGCAAGUGAUCCUUACGUUGUUAUUACCAUGCACGAACAGAAACUGAGGACUAGGGUUGUUGAAGAUGACUGCAAUCCUGAGUGGAAUGAUGAACUGACGUUGUAUGUGAAAAGAAUUGAUGCUCCAAUCAUUAUAACAGUGUUGGACAAAGACACGUUCACGGAGGACGACCCAAUGGGGGAGGUAGAGUUAGACAUAAAGCCAUUGUUGGAGAGUGUGAAGAUGACCAUGAACACGACCGAAGAUCUUGAAGAAGGCUGUGUGGUCAAGGCAGUUCAACCCAGCAGAAAUAACUGCCUGUCUGAAGAGAGCUUGUGCAAAUGGAUCGACGGAAGAUUCCGCCAAGAAAUGCUUCUCAGAUUGAACAAGGUUGAGCGAGGUGAAUUACUCGUAGAAAUUGAGUGGAAUGAUCAAGGUUGCCUGGGAUUAUCAAACGUUGACCUUUAA
Molecule: messenger RNA, 522 nt
Organism: Neltuma alba
Lineage: Eukaryota; Viridiplantae; Streptophyta; Magnoliopsida; Fabales; Fabaceae
Product: protein C2-DOMAIN ABA-RELATED 10-like
Exons: 3
Coding region: 1-522 (173 amino acids)
Source: RefSeq, a predicted model, not a curated record